UUGAGUGUUUUGAUGCUGCAGUGAAUAUUUGUGCCGUCAGCGUAAUGUGAUGUGAUGGUUUUUGGCCGUCUGAAGGACCAGAGGCAGAUCCUGGCAGUCGGCGCGAAGCUUUAAAACAUGCUGAGCGUUUCUGUGUCUGAUGGUCCGGCAGACUCCGCUGGUCGCACCGAACCGAGUUUAUCCGUUUGUUUCACCUCCUUCUGCAGGAUGGAGCAGAUUCUCACUGCAGAAGAGAUGCUGUUUAUGAGUGGACUGAGUGGAAAUGUUGCAGAACCGAACUAUGAUAAACAGCCCACAUUCGACUGGCCUGCUCAGGAAUCCGAGCUGCAGUACUGCAGUCUGACCAGCAGGGGGCAGAUCAACUCACACGCCGCCGCUGCUACCUCCGUCCAUCCUCUGGUCCCCCUCCUCCUCCACAGCGACAGACACCUCCCCCUCCGCUCCCCCUACAGCCAGCCAAUCAGCGAGCCCGUUGCCCGGCAGGCCGACCCUCCCUCCUGGACACGCCCCUGUUACCACGGCAACAGCGUUUCCAGGCAACCGGUGAAGAAGCCGCUGAACGCCUUCAUGCUCUACAUGAAGGAGACGCGACACCAAGUGCUGCAGGAAGGACGGGAGAAGGAGAGCUCCGCCAUAAACCGCAUCCUGGGACGCCGGUGGCACGCUCUGCCUCGAUCGGAGCAGUCCCGGUUCUACGAUCUGGCCCAGAAGGAGCGACUGCUGCACAUGCAGCUCUACCCCGGCUGGUCUGCCAGGGACAACUACGGAAAGAGGAAGAGGAAGCAGCUGGCAGGAAGCUCUUCCAGGAAUACAACCAACAACCUGAAACAUUUGGAUGAACAUUUUGUUACUUUGGGUUUAAAAUUAAUCUGAACAGGCUCAAAAAUAUUCAAACAGCUCUACUAAAGCUUCUCCACAUCCUGGAUUUCACCUACAGUAUUUCAUCACUCCCGUCUUUCCCACUCCACUCCAGAAGGUGGCAGUGAUGCACCUCCACUGGUUGAAGAAGUUAAAGAGCUUGGAUGCAGCAAAAAUGUUCAACUGAGAAACAGCAGGAAAAAAAACUCUUUCCAUGACAAAGUCCUGGAUGCCAUCUUUUCUCUGUCCUGUAAAGUGAAAUUUUAUUUUCUGUUUUUUUUUUUUUUCUGCGUUUCCUCCUGACCUGAAUUUUUACCGUAAUUAGAGGUAGUUUGGGUUUUAUAUGUUGUCAUUUGCUUCCUCCUGUGUGGAUAUUUACUGUGAAAAUAAAGAAAUUUCACCAUCUGAGACUUGA
Molecule: messenger RNA, 1273 nt
Organism: Poecilia latipinna (sailfin molly)
Lineage: Eukaryota; Metazoa; Chordata; Actinopteri; Cyprinodontiformes; Poeciliidae
Product: transcription factor 7-like 1-A
Exons: 8
Coding region: 118-873 (251 amino acids)
Biological process (GO): regulation of transcription by RNA polymerase II; canonical Wnt signaling pathway
Cellular component (GO): beta-catenin-TCF complex; chromatin
Molecular function (GO): DNA-binding transcription factor activity, RNA polymerase II-specific; RNA polymerase II cis-regulatory region sequence-specific DNA binding
Source: RefSeq, a predicted model, not a curated record